AUGAGUUCCUCAGACCACGAGAAGUCGCAAAAGCUCGACGACGUCGAGGCCGCGCCCUCACGCACGUCCGACCUCGACUCGGGCGAGGUCCUGAGUGGCAGCGCCGACGGCCUGCACCGGCGGCUGGCCAACCGCCAGAUCCAGCUGAUCGCCAUCGGUGGCUCCGUCGGGACCGCCCUCUUCGUCAGCAUCGGCACCGGCCUCUACGAGGGCGGCGCCGGAUCCCUCUUCCUCGCGUACCUGAUCUACAGCUGCAUACUCGGUCUCGUGAACAACUGCAUGGCCGAGAUGGCCACCCUGCACCCCGUCUCUGGCGGCUUCAUCCGUAUGGCCGGUAAAUGGGCUGACGACGCCCUCGGCUUCGCUGUCGGGUGGAACUUCUUCCUCUACGAGGCCCUGCUUAUCCCGUUCGAGAUUACGGCCCUCAACUUGGUCCUGGGCUUCUGGCGUGACGAUAUCCCUGCUGCUGCUGUCAUCACAGUUUGUAUCGUCCUCUAUGCUCUUAUCAAUGUCAUCGCAGUCGGAGGAUUCGGAGAGGCCGAGUUCUGGCUCUCUGGCGGCAAGGUCAUUCUGAUCUUCUUGCUCUUCUCCUUCACGCUGGUGACCAUGUGUGGCGGUAACCCCCAACACGACGCGUUCGGCUUCCGUCACUGGAACGAGCCUGAGCCUUUCAAGGAGUACAUGUCGACGGGCAGCCUCGGCCGUUUUGAGGGUUUCCUCGCCGCCCUCUGGUCUGCCUCCUUCACCAUUGUCGGCCCCGAGUAUAUCGCCAUGGUGGCUGCCGAGGCCAAGCGACCCAGGACCUAUAUCAAGACCGCCUUCCGCACCGUGUACUGGAGAUUCGGUAUCUUCUUCAUCCUCGGCGCCCUGUGUGUCGGCAUUAUCCUCCCCGCCAACGACCCAACCCUGACGGGCAUCAAGGAGGGCACGGAUACUGCUGCCGGUGCCGCUGCUUCUCCCUAUGUCAUUGCCAUGAAGAACAUGGGCGUCGACGUGCUGCCCCACAUCACCAACGCGCUGAUGGUCACCUCCAUCUUCUCCGCCGGCAACACAUACACCUACGCCGCCGUGCGUAACCUGUACGGCAUGUCGCUCGAGGGCCGCGCGCCCCGCUUCCUGCGCAAGAUGACCAAGAGGGGCGUGCCCAUCUACUGCUUCAUCGUGGUCAUGUGCUUCCCCUUCCUGGCCUUCCUGUCGCUCUCGUCGGGCUCCAACGUCGUGCUGAACUGGUUCGUCAGCCUCAUCACCGCGGGCGGCAUCAUCGACUACAUCGUCAUGUCCCUGACAUACGUCUUCUUCUACCGCGCCUGCGUCGCCCAGGGCGUCGACCGCAAGUCCUUCCCCUACUACGGCUACUUCCAGCCCUACGGCGCCUACAUCGCCCUCGCCUUCGAGACCGCCGUCGUCUUCACCUACGGCUACAGCAGCUUCAAGCCCUGGGACGUCGGCACCUUCUUCACCUACUACACCAUGGUCAUCCUCUUCCCCGUGCUGUUUAUCGGCUGGAAGCUGUGGCACAAGACCAAGUUCAUCAGCCCGUACGAGGCCGACCUGGUCUGGGAGAGGCCCAUCACCGACGCCUACGAGGCCAGGUUUAAGAACCCGCCCCUGGGCUUCUGGACCGAGAUGGGCCAGCUGGUCGGGUUCAGGAGGCACCUCAAGGACGUGUAG
Molecule: messenger RNA, 1671 nt
Organism: Diaporthe batatas
Lineage: Eukaryota; Fungi; Ascomycota; Sordariomycetes; Diaporthales; Diaporthaceae
Exons: 3
Coding region: 1-1671 (556 amino acids)
Biological process (GO): amino acid transmembrane transport
Cellular component (GO): membrane
Molecular function (GO): amino acid transmembrane transporter activity
Source: RefSeq, a predicted model, not a curated record